AUGGCUUCCCCGAACGAAAACGACGAAGUUCCCAUGCUUCUUCCGAUUCCAGAAGCAACAACUCGGGCUCACACUAGGGAUUUCACUUGCACGAAUCGUAGUGUUUCCCUCUCGAACCCUCUGCGAACACAGAGAUCAAGACAACCUCCUUUAGUGCAGCAAAUGAGUGGUCCUCUUUACUCUACUCGCAGACCUGAAUCUCUCUUCCCAACCUCUCCUAUUGAACCUCCUGAUAUCUCCUCUACCGUUGAUAUUCCAUCUCAAAAUGAGUUCGUCUUGAAAAACACAAAUCUCUUUAAAUCUGGACAACUAGGGAUGUGUAAUGAUCCUUACUGUACUACUUGUCCUUCUUAUUACAACCUCCAAGCUGCUCAAUUUCGCCCUUCCAGAGUCUCUGCCUCCAGGUUCCACACUGCUCUGUAUGAUGAUGCUAGAGGUUGGGCUAGGCGAUUUGCUUCCUCUGUUCGUAGACGCUUACCUGGAAUCAUGAACCCUCAUUCCAAAUUCGUCCAAGGCUGGACUAGAUUCUUAGCCUUUUCAAGCUUGCUGACUAUUUUUAUCGAUCCCCUCUUCUUAUUCCUCUUACUCAUCCAACAUAACAACAGAUGCAUAGAAAUUGACUGGCCUAUGACUAACGUAUUGGUGUUUCUUAGAAGUAUGUCGGAUCUUAUAUUCUCCAUUAACAUUCUGCUUCAGUUUCGGUUGGCCUAUGUGGCUCCUGAGUCCAGAAUAGUUGGUGCCGGCCAGUUAGUUGAUCAUCCUGGGAAAAUUGCUCGCAAUUACGUCCGAGGAAAGCUUUUCCUUGACCUGUUCAUAGUGUUACCCGUUCCACAGAUAAUGAUACUAUGGAUAAUACCAGCACACUUAAGCUCAUCUAGGGCAGGAACUGAGAAACACAUUAUACGCGUGAUAGCUCUUAUUCAAUACUUUCCAAAGCUAUAUAGACUUCUUCCUCUUCUUGCUGGACAAACACCUACCGGCUUCAUUUUUGAGUCGGCUUGGGCUAAUUUUAUUAUUAAUCUUCUCACCUUCAUGCUUGCUGGUCACGCUGUUGGCUCUUGCUGGUAUCUUUCAGGACUUCAGAGAGUUAAAAAAUGCUUGUUGAAUGCUGCUUGGAAUAAUUCAGUGGAAGAACGUAGAAAUCUUAUUGAUUGUGCUCGUGGAAGCUAUGAAUCAGAGUCACUACGAGCUCUGUGGAGAGAUAGUGCAAGUGUCAAUGAUUGUUUUCAAGAGAAUGGUUUCACUUAUGGAAUCUAUUUGAAGGCAGUCAAUCUUACCAAUGAAUCCAAAUUCUUCACAAGAUACAGUUACUCUCUGUUUUGGGGAUUCCAGCAAAUCAGCACACUUGCUGGAAACGUAACACCAAGUUACUCAGUUGGGGAGGUUUUCUUUACAAUGGCUAUCAUUGGACUAGGCCUUUUGCUUUUUGCACGACUUAUCGGUAACAUGCACAACUUCCUUCAAGCUCUUGAUCGAAGGAGGAUGGAAAUGAUGCUGAGACGGCGUGAUGUGGAGCAAUGGAUGAGCCAUAGACGCUUGCCUGAGGGUAUAAGAAAGAGGGUGCGAGAGGCUGAGCGGUUCAAUUGGGCUGCGACUAGAGGAGUUCACGAGGAGUUGCUCUUUGAGAAUAUGCCUGAAGAUCUUCAGAGAGAUAUAAAACGUCACCUCUUCAAAUUUCUCAAGAAGGUGAGGAUAUUUUCGUUGAUGGAUGAAUCAAUCUUAGAUGCAAUCCGCGAGAGGCUAAAACAGAGGACAUACAUAAGGAGUAGCAUGGUGUUGCAUCGCAGAGGUCAAGUUGAGAAAAUGGUUUUCAUAGUGAGAGGUGAGAUGGAAAGCAUUGGAGAAGACGGUUUUGUUCUUCCUUUAUCAGAAGGCGACGUAUGUGGUGAAGAACUUCUCACUUGGUGCCUUGAGCGCUCUUCUAUAAACCCCGAUGGGACGAGGAUAAAGAUGCCGCCAAAGGGUUUGGUUAGCAGCAGAAAUGUUAGAUGUGUGACAAACGUGGAGGCGUUUUCGCUGAGUGUAGCAGAUCUUGAAGACGUGACGAGCUUGUUUUCAAGAUUCUUAAGGAGCCAUCGUGUGCAAGGAGCCAUAAGGUACGAGUCUCCUUAUUGGAGGCUACAAGCUGCUAGGCAGAUUCAAGUGGCUUGGAGAUACAGAAUGAAACGGCUUCAAAGAUUAUACAUUGCUCAGUUCAGUUCCAGCCUUUAGAUUUUCUUGUUGUGUGAUAUUUGGUUUGGUAAAAUUGAGAAUAUACGUAUAAAGAGCUUAGUGGUUGUUAGAUAGUUGUAUAAGAUGGCUCAUUAGUUCAUUCAUUA
This is a messenger RNA of Eutrema salsugineum, 2318 nucleotides long. RefSeq names its product putative cyclic nucleotide-gated ion channel 19. Gene Ontology annotation, cellular component: membrane. The record is from RefSeq and is a predicted model, not a curated record. The transcript is spliced from 11 exons. Bases 1 to 2211 code for a protein of 736 amino acids. Gene Ontology annotation, molecular function: monoatomic ion channel activity. Gene Ontology annotation, biological process: transmembrane transport; monoatomic ion transport. Lineage: Eukaryota; Viridiplantae; Streptophyta; Magnoliopsida; Brassicales; Brassicaceae.